Nannospalax galili (Upper Galilee mountains blind mole rat) is the source of this 1957-nucleotide messenger RNA. RefSeq names its product torsin family 3 member A (gene Tor3a). The coding region runs from base 62 to 1246 and encodes 394 amino acids. The transcript has 6 exons. NCBI's taxonomy places the organism in Eukaryota, Metazoa, Chordata, Mammalia, Rodentia, Spalacidae. Gene Ontology annotation, cellular component: nuclear envelope; endoplasmic reticulum lumen. The record is from RefSeq and is a predicted model, not a curated record. Gene Ontology annotation, molecular function: ATP binding; ATP hydrolysis activity.
CCGGGUGCCACAGGAUCCCGGGGUCCCAGACGCUCAGAGGCGCGAGUGGAGCGGACCGGCCAUGCUUCGCGGCGCGCUCUGGCUGCUGCUGUUGCUGUGGCUCCCGGGUGCGCCGGGCCACCGCGGCGCCACCAGCGCGAGGCAGGUAGCCGACGAGCCGGCCUCACCCGGGGCCUGGGCGGGCAUCCAGCGGAUGCAGGAGCAACUGCAGACGGCCGGGACCCUCUCCAGGCGGUACUGGGCGCUCUUCAGCUGCGCCGUGUGGCCUGACCACUGUGACGACCAGGAGGCCACCGCUCCGCCGCUGGGCUGGAGCCUUCUUCAGUGGGGCCAGCGGUCCCUGGAUAUCCUGUCCACGUGGUUCUGUCGCUUCCAGGAAUGCUGCACAGGUGGCGGGGAUUGCAGGAUUUCCAACAACUUUGCAGGCCUAGAAUCGGACUUGCGUGUGCGACUGCAUGGCCAGCAUUUGGCUGGCAAGCUGGUCCUAAGAACAGUGAGGGGCUACCUAGAGACACCCCAGGCAGACAAGGCCCUAGCACUGUCAUUCCAUGGCUGGUCUGGCACAGGCAAAAACUUCGUGGCACGGAUGAUGGCAGAGAACCUGUUUCGGGAUGGGCUGAGGAGUGACUGUGUCAAGAUGUUUAUUUCCAUGCUCCAUUUCCCACACUCCAAGUAUGUGGACGUGUACAAGGAGCAGUUGCUGAGCCAGAUUAAGGAGACACAGCAGCGCUGCCGUCAGAACAUGUUCAUCUUUGAUGAGGCCGAGAAACUGCACCCGGCACUGCUGGAGCUUCUUGGGAAACACCUGGAACUUAGGGCCCCUGAGGCCCAUAGGGCUGAGUCUUCCAGAACCAUCUUUGUCUUUCUCAGUAACCUUGGGGGCAGUGUCAUCAAUGAGGUGGUCCUGGGUUUCCUUAAGGCUGGAUGGUCACGGGAAGAAAUUACAAUGGAACACUUGGAACCCCGCUUCCAAGCUGAGAUCAUGGAGUCCCCAGACAGUGGCUUUGGCCAGAGUCGUCUUGUGAAGGACAACCUGAUUGACAUCUUUAUCCCCUUCCUGCCCCUGGAGUACCGUCAUGUGCGCCUGUGUGUCCGCGAUGCCUUCUUGAACCAAAAACUCCAGUACACAGAUGCAGCCCUGGAUGAAAUAGCCAGGAUGAUGACAUACAUCCCUGAGGAGGAGCAGCUCUUCUCCUCCCAGGGCUGCAAAUCUAUUUCCCAGAGAAUUAACUACUUCCUGCCUUGAUAGCUAAUCAUGGACCUGCCACACAUGCUGGGGUCUAACAAUCACAGAUACUAGCUAGUGUGGAGAAGGCAGCUGCUAACUCAGAAGCAGCAGCAAUUCUUAGAAAUCACUUGGUGCCUUAAAGACCUGAAUUCUAGACAUUCUAGAAUGUGGGUCAGGAAGCUGGAGAAAGCCAGGGGAGGUCAGCGGGUCCCAAAUGGCCCUCGGAACUUAAACUAUGUAUGGCCUCCUUUCCCAUGUCUUCCUGGAAGGUAUCUGGACUUGAGACAUGAGCUGUGAGGCCACAGGAUUCUUGGGCUACAAAACGUGGAGGAAUGAAAAUCUGGCCAGGUGGUGGGGAGUACACCUCAGGUUUGCAGGCAUGGUGGCUGGCUUUCAAGAGAGGAUGAGCAACUCUAAUCUGUAGUAGAUCAGCAAAGAGCUUUGGACUACAGGGAGAAGUGCACAAAAGAAGAUAGUUAAAAACAAAACAAAACAAAAAAAAACCAAUCUGUGUGCUGGUUGGGGUUGGGAGGUGGCGCACACCUAUGAUCCCAGAAAACCUGGGUUGCCUCCUGAGUUUAAUUCUAGCCCCAGCCAAUGAGACCCUGCCUCAACAAACAAAACCAUGUGAGUGCAAACUAAGGCAUGUUCUGCUCUGAAAACUAAAAGUAUUUUAAAUAAGAGGCUGUGGUGUGAAUGUCAAAGAUUAAAUUUUGUAUUUUUCUAACA